AUGUCUCUGCCCGCGGAGGCUUUCAUGUCGCAAAUAGCAGCUGCUGAGCCUUGGCCUGAAAAUGCAACCUUGUACCAACCUCUGAAGGAGGAUCAGAUUCUGCUGUCAGACUGUGCCUCGUCUCUCGCUGUUCAGGCCUACCUCAGGAUGUGCGGUCUACCAGUGCAGGUGGUUUGCAGAGUGAAUGCUGAAUAUAUGUCACCUUCUGGUAAGAUUCCCUUUAUCCACGUAGGAAACCAGGUAGUGUCAGAGCUGGGACCAAUAGUACAAUUCACUAAAGCUAAGGGUCAUUCUCUGAGUGAAGCCUUAGAUGAUGUUCAGAGAGCUGAAAUGAAGGCCUACAUGGAGCUGGUCAACAACAUGUUGCUUACUGCAGAGUUGUACAUCCAGUGGUGUGAUGAUGCAACAGCUACUGAGAUCUCUCGUCCCAGAUACAGCAGUCCCUACUCGUGGCCUCUCAGCAGCAUCCUGGCCUAUCAGAAGCAGUGGGAGGUUCGCAGGAAGAUGAACGCCAUCGGCUGGGGAGGAAAGACUUUGGAACAGGUGUAUGAGGAUGUGAGUCAGUGCUGCCAGGCACUCUCCCAGAGGCUCGGAACUCAACCCUACUUCUUUAAUAAACAUCCGACAGAGUUGGAUGCGUUGGUGUUCGGUCACCUCUUCACCAUCCUGACCACCAGACUGACCAGCGCCGAGCUGGCGGAGAGGAUCAAGAGUUACAGCAACCUGCUGUCCUUCUGCAGACGCAUCGAACAGACCUACUUUGAAGACAAGCGGUCCUGAAGGACUGAACGUCCGUCUGACUCUGAACCAUCUCAUCUCAGACAUUCUGUGCUUCCUUCUUUCAUUCCCUCACUGUAAUACCGACGCUCAUAUCCCCUCUACAGUUUUUUUUAGCCUCCUCAUUAGUCUCCGUUUGCUUUGGGCUUGUACAUUGUUGCAUGCUGCUACUCGGAUCCCAGAGGAGUUUUCAGUUUCUUAUUAAAUAAUGUGUUAACAGUGAAUUACACAGGACAGAUGUGUACUCUGAUUCUAAUGAGCAGAUCAUUUUGCUAGUCACACUUACAUGUUUAAGGCUGUUACUACAUGGAUACUGUUGGAAUUUUUUUUUUUUUUUUUUUACACAAAACCAGAUUAAUUCAGUCGUCAUGUAGUCUUUAAACAUUCACAGUCGAUGAAAUGUGAUAAAAUGAUCAUCCAGCGCUAAAAGGAGUUCAGAGAGCGUCGUAUUUGGCCACUCGACCCUUAAGCACAGCCGCCGACUUUAACGGCACUUACAGUUUUUCUUCUAAGCUUCUUCCCCAGAGUAUUCUGCUGUUUAUCUGUGUAUUUAUAAAUACCCACAGUCUCACUAUGAAGAAUUUGGUCACAGCUGUGAGGCAUGAGUAGUCUGGACUCCACUUGAACUGGGUUUGAGGUUUCACUGUUUCCUUUCCCUUUAAGGAACCAUAGAAGCUUAUAAAUAUUAGGCAGCGUUGGAAAUCCAGAAGGGAGUUAUUGGAGUUUUUGUGCAUCAAAGCAAAAAAUGAACAUAUUGAUGAAGUGGAUGUGAUGUAUUCUUUAGUUUUUUUCCAAUGUCGUAUGAAUGGAAAGUGCCUCAAUAAAAGACAUUAAGAACUUA
Sphaeramia orbicularis (orbiculate cardinalfish) is the source of this 1618-nucleotide messenger RNA. It is a transcript of the gene mtx2, whose product is annotated as metaxin 2. Bases 1 to 780 code for a protein of 259 amino acids. The transcript is spliced from 10 exons. Gene Ontology annotation, biological process: mitochondrion organization. Lineage: Eukaryota; Metazoa; Chordata; Actinopteri; Kurtiformes; Apogonidae. Gene Ontology annotation, cellular component: cytoplasm; SAM complex. The record is from RefSeq and is a predicted model, not a curated record.